AUGAGCGUCUCCGAACUUAUCCAAUCAAUAAAUAUUGCACUAGAGAGGGUAUCACUUUACCCAGUAGCACUCAACCUUGCAGCUGAUAUGGAAAUUUUCGAUAGAGCAGCUACUUUUUCCACGGCCGGAAAAGAAAUUCGAGCCGAAGACUUUGCUGCUCCGAAAAAUGCUGAUACGCCGUUAGUUGUUCGAAUCAUGAGACUUCUAGUGGGAAUGGGAUUCUUCAUCGAAACGGCCCGAGAAACCUACAAACCAACAUCCUUAGCAAGCGCUCUCGUCACAUCAUCUCCAUAUGGCCAAUCUAUAAUCCACAUCACAAACCAAAACGAAGUUCUAGCCCCUCUCCCGACCUACUUCGCCAAAACCAGUUACAAGAAUCCCAACGAUGCUUACGAUGGGCGCUUUCAAUUUGCCCGACUAACUGAUCUCCACGGUUUCGACUGGAUCGCUACUCAACCUCGUCUCCAACAUGCUUUUAAUACCGUCAUGACCAUUCCACGAAGUAUUGGUCGUACAGCAUGGCACGAAUAUUUUCCCGUUGCGGAAAAACUCGUUGUAGAUUCACCUGCGAAUGCCGUUAUUGUUGAUAUUGGAGGAGGUAUUGGCCAUGAUUUGAUCCGUUUCAAGGAAACACAUCCAGAAAUCCAAGGAAACUCAUCGUCCAAGAUAUUCCGAAGAGAAUGUGUCACUCGAGAGCGCGUGUGCGGAUUGGAUGAUGAUGGGUGGAUUUUCGGCAUUGGAAAGGACAGAGACGCAGUUCAAGGAUUUAAUCGAGAGCGUAGAACUGGUGUUGGUGAAGUUUUGGGGAGCACGGGGUGUGGUGAAUGGGCCAUGGGAAGGACGGAAGUUAUUGGAAGUGGUUAA
This is a messenger RNA of Sclerotinia borealis F-4128, 864 nucleotides long. The record is from the annotation of a GenBank genome assembly. NCBI's taxonomy places the organism in Eukaryota, Fungi, Ascomycota, Leotiomycetes, Helotiales, Sclerotiniaceae.